AUGGAAUAUCUCAGUAUCUAUAAACUUUUUGUGCUUGUAUAUUCCAUUCAUGUUUGUGAAAUCACAUGUUUCGAAUGUGACAUAAAAGCAGAAGUUUGUAAAACCAGUCUUGUCAUUGAUCAUCAGCUAACUAUGACCUCUCUUACGUCAGGAAAACCAGUUUGUGCACUUGGCGGGAAACUGUACGAAAGUUAUAAUGGUACGAAUGGUAUCGACGAAGUUUCUAUAAACGAUGUCAUUACAACCGACGGAUGGAAAGAAAAACAACUUGUGAUUGUCGCCAAUUCGAGUCUAUCCAAUACUCAAAUUAUUGUGUACGAGGGUCAGAGGUUGAUAAUUAAAGUCACCAACAAUCUUUUUUCCGAUACAGUUACAAUUCACUGGCACGGACUUCUACAGGAGAAUACUCCCUGGAUGGACGGAGUCGGAUUUAUCACACAAUGUCCGAUUUUACAAGGACAAUCGUUUACAUAUGACUUCAUUGCUAAUCCAGUUGGGUCUUACUGGUUUCAUUCACAUGUUGGUAUGCAGCGAAUUACGGGCCUUAACGGACCUCUCAUAAUACGACAACGAAAUCAGCCGUUUCGAGCUGUCGAUGCAAUGGAAGAACACAUCAUGACUGUGCAGGAUUGGAACCAUGACUGGGGUGCUAAUCAGGACUUCGUAGCCAACUUCAAACUGACUUCAGUUCUUAUAAACGGUAGAGGAAGAUACUACACCAAUAAUUCCGUAAAUGAGGCUCCGCUUGAAACAUUUUCUGUUGAACAAGGGAAACAGUACCGGUUCAGAGUGAUAAAUGUUGGCGCUGGUUAUACGUUUCGGGUAUCUAUUGACAACCACACCAUUACACUGAUAGCCUCGGAUGGAAAAUAUUUCGACCCUGUCGAUGCGGAAUCGUUCAUUUUCAGUCCAGGGGAACGGUUUGAUUUCAUCGUAACAGCAAAUCAGUCCAUUGACAAUUACUGGAUACGCGCUGUUACGCUAGACAAUGCUCAUAAAGCUGAAGCUAUUUUGAGAUAUAACAAUGCGCCAUUGACUGACCCCGUGACCUCAAGGAAAAUCUGCACAUCGGUUUCUAGCUGCAUAGUCAUGAACUGCCCCUUUUUGUAUUUUCCAGAGCAGGAUUAUAUCGCCUGCAAAUACUUUGCUGAGAUGCGCAGGUCAGGAAACGACCCUGCUCCUUCUUCCAAUGAAACUGAUUCUGUGUUUAAAGAAUUCUUCCUUAACUUCGGAUUCCCUGGAAGAAACAGCACCCCAGCUUCGGUAAAUGGCAUACAAUUCAAGCUUCCAACAGUGUCCGCUCUGACACAACCCCAAGAAAUUGACGUCACGUGUGACGAUGCUGGGUGUGGCGAAGAUAGACUCUGUAAAUGUAUGCAUUCAAUUUCAAUCAAUCAAUCUGAAAUCGUGCAACUUGUUUUACUAAAUAUGGGGAAGGGAAAAGGUGAAGCACAUCCCAUACAUCUUCAUGGGUAUUCAUUCUACGUUGUCAAGGUGGGAUACGCAACGUAUAACGAAACAACGGGUGAUUUCAUCUCACAAAACACCGAUAUUAACUGUCAAGGUGUGGGGGGUCCAGACCAAAGCUUCUGUAACAACGCAACGUGGAGCGAUCCUAGUUGGUUAGGUGGUAAUGUGCCUGGAAUGGAACUGAAAUAUGCACCACGCAAGGAUACCUUGUUGAUUCCAAGCGGAUCAUAUGCAGUGAUAAGAAUAAAGGCCGGUAACUGGGGUGUGUGGUUGAUGCAUUGUCACAUAGCUAACCACUUCCAGGAUGGAAUGGGGUUAGUUUUCAACGAUUCCUUCGCCUUGUCGUCUCAGAAUCACCCGCCUUCAGGUUUUCCACAAUGCAGGAGUUUCCCUUCGGCUUACCAAACAGGAAAUGCAACUGUUAUGAAUGCUACAACACUUCCUUUAGUAGAUGUUGGAGGGACUGUGGAAAACGACCAGUACAAGGUGGCGUUUUGGGUCAUGUUCCCGGUUAUGCUGGUGGCGAUUUUACUGGCGAUGGCUUACAUUGUAUAUCUAAGAAGACGAAGUCAGGGACAGAUCAAUGGACCGAGACCUGGUAUGGAAAUGACGGAAGGAUCAACAGCAAUGUAGUAAAAAGAUUUCCCACGCGUUAUACAAGGUGAAGAAAAAGUUAAAUCCGUCACACAAGUAUAAAUCUCUUAAAGUAC
This is a messenger RNA of Ylistrum balloti, 2180 nucleotides long. RefSeq lists its product as uncharacterized. NCBI's taxonomy places the organism in Eukaryota, Metazoa, Mollusca, Bivalvia, Pectinida, Pectinidae. The record is from RefSeq and is a predicted model, not a curated record. Gene Ontology annotation, molecular function: copper ion binding; oxidoreductase activity. Gene Ontology annotation, biological process: iron ion transport. The transcript is spliced from 2 exons. Gene Ontology annotation, cellular component: plasma membrane. Bases 1 to 2103 code for a protein of 700 amino acids.